AGGCAACUGCAUGUGUUCCAGACUCUGCACUUCCCACCAAUCAGAAACUCAAGUGAAAGGUUUCAUCUUUACACAAAGGUUAGAGUUUAAAGCAGUCCUAAGCGAUAAAUCAACUCCGAGAGAUAAGGUAACAAAGGAUGGCUUUUGAGCCAAUUUAAGAAGUUUUAAUUCAUCUGCAAACUACGUACAUGAAAAUUUGAAGAUGGAAUUCGUAAAGUAUGAAACCGCCUCCCGUAAGUCGUCCAAGAAGAAACGACGGAAACUAUGUUUGAUCAUAAUUUUCGUCGUGCUGGGAAUUCUCUGCUUGUGUUGCUUUUUCGCAGGAAUCGCGCUUAUUGCAGAGGCGAGAAGAAACCGUAACACUGAUGAGAGUGAACCGUCCAAGCAAAGCGACUGCGAUUAUUCGCAGGAGGCAAAGCGAGCUGGUCUCGAUGAUUUAUUUCAGAAAGCACAAAAUAAGUACUUUGAAUUAUACCCCAACAAGAUUACAGGAAAGCCUAACGUUUCGCCGGAGGAAGUCAAGAAGAGGUACCGCUCGUACGAUCCAACUCCUGCCAGCAUAAAACUAAUUGCCGAUGAAGCAGCAAAGAUUGCAGACGAAAUCGAGAAGAUGCCGAUUAGUAUGGAUAAGCUCACUCUGAGAGAGAAACGAGGCGUGGCGCAAUUAUUGCAUUGGGCAAAACAUGCAUUCCCUUUCAUGGUACCGUACGGAUAUGACUAUUACGUUGGAGAUUGGAUGAUGGGACCAGAUAUAUUCUGCUGGUUCCCUAUCUGCAUGGUUCCUUCCGAGGUUGGGGCUGCUUUUAAACAUUUCAAACCCUCCACUGUAAGCGAUGUGGAGUUACUAAGAGACAGAUUCAAGGAACUGGAGAAUACUUUCAAUCAAUUUGUGGAAAACAUGAGGUUAGGAGUGGAUGCUGGAAUGGUUCGCACGAUCGAGGAAUGCAAGGCUGGGUUGGAUGGCUUGAAAGGCAGCUACAAAGAUGUGGCUUUGAAAGGGCCCUCAGGAAUUUACGAAGCGUCGUUCAUAAAGCCGGUCCUUGCCGCAGAUUUUAUCAAGAACAUGACAAAUGAUGAAAAGCAAAAGUGGAAAGAUAAACAUGGCAAAUCAGUGGGUGAUUCACUUCGUGAAUACGCUCUGGAGUAUGUUGGAAAGCCCAUAGAUAACAUGUUAAAAUUUAUAGAAACAUAUCAAAUACCACACUGUGCACCAGACAGUGUUUCUUAUGGCCUUGGAAGUUUACCACUUCUUAACGUUUAUGAAAACGGAGUUCGUACGAGUAAAGAGACCACGCAGAAGCUGCCAAGUGGAGAGAAGCUCAAUGGAAGAAACUCCUACAUCAAGUUACUGGCUCAUUUUACCACCAACUCACAAACUCCGGAUGAAAUUUAUACACUUGGGGAAAAGAUGCGAGAUGAACUUUACAAUGAGCUUUUAGAGGUAGCCAAGAAAAUCACUAAAACUACUGACGAAGAACAAGCAAAGAUUACAUUUAAACGGCUAAUUGAUGAGUCCAGUCAGUAUUACAACGAUGGUGACAUCCCAGCAAACGAGUCUGAUGCAAAUGCACACAAAGUAUGCAGCAGUGUUCAAGAUGCAAAGAAAUACUGCCCCAAACGUUUUGCUGCCAUGAACAAAUGGUUUUCCCAUGCUAAAGAAAUUAUGGCAACUUUAGAUUAUGAGACAGCAGACCUGUUUUAUUUUACCGGCCCUUACCAUUCCACUCCAAACUGUCCCAUCAAACUUGACAUCGAUUUCAAUCCAUCCAGUGGUGUACCAUUUUACCAAAGCUCUGACAAAAAUUGCUCCAGGACUGCCAGUUACAACAUUCCGUUCUUCCUUGGGAGGCCUGGGCCCAGAUAUGAAGCAGUCACGCUGGCAGCACACGAAGCGAGGCCUGGGCACCAUACCCAAGUGCAAGGUUAUAUCGAACAGUUUUCGGACUCGUGCAAAGGACCUAUUGGCUGGAUUGCUGACAAUACCCUGUAUCUCACCUUCUCAGAGGGCUGGGCACUUUACACAGAGAAUCCACUGAUUCCCCAACAUACUACAGCGUAUGAUAGUGAUCCAAUAAGCAAGUAUGGCAUGUUAAAAUGGCAGAUCUGGCGAGCAUUACGCCUGAUGAUGGACACGGGGCUUCACGCGAAGGGACGGAAUCGAGCCUGGGCGCUGAAAUUGUUUGCAGACUACGCCUGGGACACCAGUGAUAUAGCCGUGAAGGAAGUAACACGCUACCAAAGCAUUCCGGGACAAGCCGUCACAUACAUGAUAGGACAACUCGCGAUCAUGAAAUUCCGAGACAAAGCUAACAGUACGCUGAAUGAGAAGUUCAACAUUAAGGACUUUCACUACCAGGUUCUCCGUCAAGGUCCUUCUCCACUCACCUACCUUGAAGAGGUGAUAAAUAAGUACAUCUCUUGUGUACAAGACGAGGAACAAAAGGGCUGCGAUGAAGUCAUGAAGCCGCCAGCAUCUAAAUUUUACGGCUCUCAAAGAAGAUCUGUGUUUGCGGACAUGCAGCUUUCCCCCUGGGUUAUGUGACAUUUAUUUCAAUAGCACAAACAGUGAGCUAUCUUAUUUACGUUUUUUAACUAGUCAUCGUUAUCCAAGCCGGCAAAUUCAACAAAUAUUUACUGCUCUAUGUUCGUUACUGUACAUAGAAAAUUUACUCUUUAGUUAUCAUUUAAAUUGUAUGCGGAAUGUCAUAGGGCUGACUCUGGGGAGUUCCUUAGUUUUUGUUUUAUGGGCAGGUUUUCAUUUCCCUCACCUUGAAUAAAAUUCAUGUGAAAAAAACGUCUUGCUCCAGCAAGAUGAUAGCUUUUGGACUUAAAUGACUCUAUCGUUUGCUUUUUAUUGCCCCUGAGAAGUUCAACUUUAGAGCCCUUUCAGCUUCCGAAACAACGUUUAAGCGAAAACAAACAGUAAACAAAUUUGGGAUCAGUUUGAAGUGAAAACAAUUAGUAAUGUAAUGCAUAUGAAAGCGAUCUUCGUGGUAAUGUACUGCAUUGUCCGUGUAGACCUCCUCGUAGUAACUAUUGUUAGAGGACUUUCUCAAACUCUGCCAAAAGGUUGUUUAUCAUAUAGGACAGGACCGCUAUGAACAAAAUCUUUAUUUACGCACGUCCGUGCGUAAAUAAGAUGACGUGAGUAUUUUUUGUUUAUUGUUGCUCUGUUCUAAAAGAAUUUGCUCGUGCUUUUAGCUGUGCGUAUAUCGAGUUAUGGAUGCACUUGGGAAGUUUGGAGAGCACUCAAAAAGCUAGAGUUGCUCUCGGCUCGAACUACUCUUACGCAUUUUUCGUACUCUCCGAACUUCCCGCGUGCAUCCAUGACUCAAUAUACGCACGCUAAGCAUGAACAAAUUCUUAAUUUGCAUAUACGCAACAUCCUCUAUGACAUCUUUAUAAUUAUCAUCUUAUGUACUUCCCUUGGAAACGAAGAUAUACAACGUCUCCUCAUUUUGCACUGGAAAUUAAUUAACAUACAAUUAUAGUAUAGGAAUAAAAUUAGCAAUGUAAAAUAAUUAAAAAAAGACUUCUUUCUCGCUUGUGAUUGAAUGAUUUUAUAACAGCCGCCGACGAGCUCACUUGUUACAAUUGUAAUUUAAAUUAUGCACAAGAUAGACGCAAAACGUAGUAAUAAACUUGAUUUAGCUAUGCUCACGGCGUCUGUGGGGUCAUAAUCAGAGCUGAAUUUAGAAAACUUUGAAAGAAUG
Molecule: messenger RNA, 3713 nt
Organism: Pocillopora verrucosa
Lineage: Eukaryota; Metazoa; Cnidaria; Anthozoa; Scleractinia; Pocilloporidae
Source: RefSeq, a predicted model, not a curated record